UUUUUCAACGAUUAUUAUUGAUGAAAAAGUCAAGAUGAAAGUUUUACUUUGUUAUUCAAUGUUGAUCAUCGUAAUCGCUAUGGUGCGAGCGGUCGAUGUGGCCAAUGUGACAGAAGCGAUCAAUGCUACCAACGCGAUGAAGUUGACCAGCGAAACCAUUUGUACUGAAAAUAUUUGCGAUUAUGUUAAAUGUAAGGAAAUCCUUCAUAAAGAUUGUGACAAAGGGACAGUUUAUCAAGCCGAUGGAGGAUUUUGUGGCUGCUGUCCAGCUUGUAUCAAGGUGCUGGACGAAGGUGCGAUUUGUGAAUUCAAUGUUAAAGGUGGACUAAAGCCAGACUUCAUGUGUAUGCCCCCGUUGGUCUGUAUAACACACUGUCCCAAACUACCUCGAAAAUGUACUAAUCCAUUCCAAUACCCGCCGAUAAUUGCACCUAUUGAACCAACAAAUUCAACGAAUUCAACAAACAUGUGAAAUCCAAUUCUAGUCCACCGGAUAAACGGCAUUUAAAUGUUAACCACAAUCAACGUCUAGUUAAUUGUGGUUAACAUUUUGUUAAUUUAGGAGAUUAGAGUAACAUUCCCGGAAGAAAGAAGAGGAAAUUAACUACAUUAUUAAUAAAUUGUUACAAUUAACUGUAUUUAAUACAUUUCCAAUUCCCCCAAGACAAAUGUGUAGCAUUUAAUUGUUUAGUUUAAAUGACCAACAACAAUUAAAAGCAAAAAAAAUCAUCUUCAUAUAAAUUAA
Panonychus citri (citrus red mite) is the source of this 745-nucleotide messenger RNA. RefSeq names its product fungal protease inhibitor-1-like. Bases 35 to 472 code for a protein of 145 amino acids. The record is from RefSeq and is a predicted model, not a curated record. Lineage: Eukaryota; Metazoa; Arthropoda; Arachnida; Trombidiformes; Tetranychidae. The transcript has a single exon. Gene Ontology annotation, molecular function: peptidase inhibitor activity. Gene Ontology annotation, biological process: negative regulation of peptidase activity.